AUGCCGGCGAUUGAGAGCGGUGGGGAGUCAAGGCUGUUGCUCGUCUCGAACCGGCUACCCAUCACCAUCACUCGCUCCAGCCAGGGGAAAUAUGAGUCGUCGAUGUCCUCUGGAGGCCUCGUGAGUGGCCUCAGCGGCCUGUCCAAGACAACCAAGUUCCAGUGGUAUGGGUGGCCAGGCCUAGAGGUGCCAUUCGACGAGGUUGAUAUAUUCAAGAAGAAGCUGAAGGAAGACUAUAAUGCGGUGCCGGUCUUUAUCGACGACGAACUAGCGGAUAGACACUACAACGGCUUCUCUAACUCGAUAUUAUGGCCUCUUUUCCACUAUCACCCUGGAGAUAUCACCUUCGAUGAGUCUGCUUGGGAGGCAUAUCAAGAAGCAAACCGUUUAUUCGCCCAAUCGAUUGCAAGGGAUGUCAAGGACGGCGAUCUCGUGUGGGUACAUGACUACCAUCUGAUGCUAUUACCUGCUAUGCUUCGUGAAGAGAUUGGGGAUGCCAAAAAGGACGUUAAGAUCGGCUUCUUCCUGCACACGCCGUUUCCCAGUAGCGAGAUAUACCGAAUUCUACCUGUUCGGAAUGAACUCCUGCUCGGCGUCCUUCAUUGUGACCUAAUAGGCUUUCACACAUACGACUACGCCCGGCACUUUUUAAGUAGCUGUUCACGAAUAUUGAGUCUACCCACCACUCCUAACGGUGUAGAGUUUCUCGGGAAAAUCGUAACCGUCGGCGCAUUUCCAAUCGGUAUCGAUCCAGAUAAGUUCACAGAGGGCCUAAAGAGAGAGAAAGUACAGAAACGAAUAACUGCACUGCAACAGAAGUUCCAGGGUGUUAAGUUGAUGGUAGGCGUGGAUAGGUUGGACUACAUCAAGGGUGUGCCUCAGAAGCUACAUGCCUUUGAAGUAUUUCUAACAGACCACCCAGAGUGGAUCGGGAAAGUUGUACUGGUUCAGGUUGCUGUUCCAAGUAGACAGGACGUUGAAGAGUAUCAGAAUCUUAGAGCUGUUGUGAAUGAGCUCGUAGGACGGAUAAAUGGGAGAUUUGGAACUGUUGAGUUUAUGCCAAUACAUUUCCUGCAUAAAUCGGUCAACUUCGAUGAGCUCAUUGCUCUAUACGCUGUCUCUGAUGUGUGCAUCGUCUCCUCAACUAGAGAUGGAAUGAACCUUGUAUCGUAUGAAUACAUUGCCACUCAGCGUGAUCGCAAUGGUGUACUCAUCCUGUCAGAAUUCGCUGGUGCCGCCCAAAGCCUUAACGGAAGCCUUAUAAUCAACCCCUGGAAUACUGAAGAGCUAGCUGCGGCUUACAAAGAAGCCGUCACCAUGAGCCCAGAGAAGCGGAAGCUAAAUUAUACAAAGUUGGAAAGAUAUAUCAAUAAGUAUACUAGUGCGUUCUGGGGUCACUCAUUUGUGUCUGAACUGACAAGGCUCCCCAACUGCACCGAAAAGAAGGUCCAUUUCUCUCAGGCUACUGUGGAAGAGAACAAGGCCAUUCGUAUGGUUCCGCACACAGAACUGCAGUGA
Messenger RNA from Microsporum canis CBS 113480, 1518 nucleotides. RefSeq names its product alpha,alpha-trehalose-phosphate synthase 1. Gene Ontology annotation, cellular component: cytosol; alpha,alpha-trehalose-phosphate synthase complex (UDP-forming). The coding region runs from base 1 to 1518 and encodes 505 amino acids. Gene Ontology annotation, molecular function: alpha,alpha-trehalose-phosphate synthase (UDP-forming) activity. Gene Ontology annotation, biological process: cellular response to heat; trehalose biosynthetic process. The transcript has 5 exons. NCBI's taxonomy places the organism in Eukaryota, Fungi, Ascomycota, Eurotiomycetes, Onygenales, Arthrodermataceae. The record is from RefSeq and is a predicted model, not a curated record.